Molecule: messenger RNA, 561 nt
Organism: Strongylus vulgaris
Lineage: Eukaryota; Metazoa; Nematoda; Chromadorea; Rhabditida; Strongylidae
Source: the annotation of a GenBank genome assembly
AUGGAAGUGAGUGAGAAGAACAUCUGCGGCAAAACGGAAGAAAUCGUCGACGGCGGUCUGCAGAUGCAGACUUUGCGUACGGUAACGCGUGUGUAUGUGUACGACAACUACUGCGUCGGUGACGUAGCAGUGAUCGUUGGACUGUCGUUUUGCUUACGCGUUUUGUACGUUUUCGGCGGCAACGGUGGCGGUGUGUCAGGAGAUGCUGGUGACACGCUCGCACGGUUUUUAACUCACGUUUUCGGCGGCAACGGUGGCGGCGUUUGUUGCGCGGCCGUACCACGUCGAGGUGGUAACGCUGGUGGCAAGGGUACGGACAAACAUACGGUCGGUGAACUGGAUUCACUGGUUGGCCUAAAGAAAACCACCCGCAGUUGUUCGUUAUUAGACAUGGUCCCAGGUGUGGAUGAGGAUGACCCCAUAGCAGAGUGUCGAGGCGGAAGAGCAGGAGGUGGUGAGGCUUUAGCUAGCCUAAAGUACCAACCUCCCGACAUUCUCACGGGUGUUUGUGGGGAUCGACUUGACGGGGAUGAGUUGACGGGCACUGUCCGUCGUGGGUAA